GAAUGAUGUACUCCGCACCACGUUGCAGGUGAUUGGCUAUAUUUUCCUGGGCCUGGCGGCAGUUUGGCUGUUGCUGGUUUUCUGCCUGCGAUCUCGGAUCAAGCUCGCCAUUGCUGUAAAUGAAGUCGCUGCAAAGUUCGUAACUCAUCAUCCGCACAUGAUUCUGGUCCCUCUCUUCCAGUUCUUGCUUGGACUGGCAUGGCUGGUUAUUUGGGUUGUCUGCGCUGCGCUCAUCAUUGCCGGGGUGCCUGCAGGCUACGUGCCAAAUCAGGCCUUCGCUACGGAGGUGGAGGCAGCAGGGAAUGCGACGACGCCGGGUGCUUGCACAGACAUGGUGCCAGCAGGCUUUGCUUACCAG
Molecule: messenger RNA, 358 nt
Organism: Symbiodinium pilosum
Lineage: Eukaryota; Dinophyceae; Suessiales; Symbiodiniaceae
Source: the annotation of a GenBank genome assembly